This is a messenger RNA of Rhinocladiella mackenziei CBS 650.93, 390 nucleotides long. RefSeq lists its product as uncharacterized. The record is from RefSeq and is a predicted model, not a curated record. The transcript has a single exon. The coding region runs from base 1 to 390 and encodes 129 amino acids. NCBI's taxonomy places the organism in Eukaryota, Fungi, Ascomycota, Eurotiomycetes, Chaetothyriales, Herpotrichiellaceae.
AUGAUUGUGUCGGGCACUGACGUCCUUGGAUACAAACCGGGCCCCGCCCAGACAUCGACUUACUCAGCCAUGCCCUUCCCACCUCUCCCCGUUGAUUCUGCAUCGGCCUCCGAAUCUGUCCCUGCCUCUGCAUAUCUCUCCUCUUCUCAAUCUUCCAUCCCCACUCAAUUCUCUGAACCUGCAACGCUGAUUGUUAUCCCCAUCUCAGCAUCUGCCCCUGCGCCUACACCCGCGCCUGUCAUCAAUCCUCGCGCCCCAACCCCAGCUCUCGCCGCCGACGAUGUCCACUGCUCAACCGCUCAUUCCGUCUUCCGCUUACGUGCACGCAACCCCUUCGCCUGGCUGGGCAGGAGAUCAAGCGAGACACCAGAGGCCAUGCAGUCUUCAUAA